GGAGGAGACGAGGCAGGGUCUCACUUUGGGAAAAGGGAUCAGAGGCGCUUCAGUGGCUUCAGUGGAGCAACUUUAUUCAGUCAGAGUUUCUCCAUGGCAUCAGAGUCCAGGUUCUCCAUGAUCUCUGGAUCAGAUGCUGCGAGCAUCUUUAUGGAGCCCAUCCACCUCUCCUCAGGUGUUGCUGCCAAGAAAAUCAUCAACGAGGAGCUGCCUCCUCGAGGCCUUCGCACAGAGUCCAUUCCUGAGUCCAUGCUGGAGUCUGCCGAGCAGCUGAUGGUCGAAGACCUCUACAAUCGUGUGAGGGACAUGAUUGAUGACCGCAGCCCCUACAACACCCCCUGUGUGCUGGACAUCCAGAGAGCCAUGAUCCAGGACCGGCUGGAGGCUCCCAUUAACCCCGUAGAUGAGGUUUGGCCCAACAUUUUCAUCGCUGAGAAGUCUGUUGCAGUCAACAAAGCGCGUCUGAAAAGAAUGGGCAUCACACACAUACUGAAUACCGCUCAUGGGACAGGUGUCUAUACCAAUGAGUCUUUCUAUGCUGACAUGAAGAUCCAGUACCUGGGAAUUGAGAUGGAUGACUUCCCUGAUGUUGAAAUCUCACAGCACUUCCGAUCAACAGCUGAAUUCCUGGACGAGGCUCUGCUCACGCACAAAGGAAAGGUUCUUGUGGUUUCCAUGAUGGGCAUCAGUCGCUCUGCCAUCCUGGUAGCGUCUUACCUAAUGAUCUUCCAGAACAUGACAAUCAUGGAGGCCCUGACCUCCAUAAGGAAGAAACGUGCCAUCAACCCCAAUGAAGGUUUCCUGAAACAGCUGCGUGAGUUCAACGAAAACCUGAUGGAGGAGCGAGACGAUGACGAUGAAACGCUGAGCCAGUGCUCCGUAAUUGAUGCUCAUGCUCGCGCUCAGAUCUUUGGUGAAAAAGAAGAGACAGAUGAGGAAGAAAACCAGAGCAUGGUGGGGGUGAAAGCUCACUCCAUUAUGAUGGAGGAGGAGGAGGAUGGAAAAAGUGUAAUGAGUAGUGUUGCUUCUUCUGCAGCUGCUGCAGCACUCAGGAGUGGGCUGAUUGGGGUCCAGAAUGGGGUAGAUGGCCAGGAAUUGGGUCAAAAAGAAUUGAUUCUGCCAGACCAGAAUGGCAAGGAGUACUGUGAGGAUGAUGAUAAUGAUGAUGGUCUAGAUAGCAUGAUCCAUGAAUGGCAGCGCAGAAAUGAAAAAUAUCAGAGUGACGACUGGUGGGAGGCACAGCUCAAUAGUGAGGCAGAGGAUGGAGAAUCCCUCACAGGUGGUUGUCUUAAGAAGACCAAAAAAGUAGGGGACACUGAUGAAGAGAGUGUCACCAGUGAGGACAUACGAGCUGUAAAAGAACGUUUAAAAUGCCACAACAAGAAACUGUCCUCUGAUUCGAUGUCCACCACCAGCUGUACGAGUUAUUCAGAUCUUUGGAAACAGCGACUGAAGGAGAUAGAAGAACAAGCUGCAGCCCGCUACUGCAAGAAAGAAGACGAUGAGGACAGUGACAGCACCACCAUGGAAGGAGGACAGAGGAAGAUUAACGACGAAGUUGACAGUAUCUUCUCUGAAACAAGCUCGAUGUACAACUUUUGUCAGAAGAACAAGGAGAAAAUGACACCUUUGGAGCGUUGGCGCAUUAAAAGGAUCCAGUUUGGCUGGAACAAGAAAGAUCGAGAAGAUGGAGAGAAAAGUUCUGUCUGUGAUGGAGAGGAAGAACCCAAAACGCCAUCCCUGCAGGAUGUCAACCUGACAGCAUACCAAGCAUGGAAGUUAAGGCAGCAGAAGCGUCUUGGUGAGGAGAACACUGAUGAGAUUCUAGAGCUGAGCCGGGGAGAGGACUCUGCAACCAUCAAAAGGAGGCAAAGGCGUGAAGAGAUUCUGGAGCGUUCCAAGAAAACUUUAGAAGAAAGUCAAUCUAUAUGUGGGUGGGAAACAGAGAGCUGUGUCAGCGGUGGUACGAUACCUCUGUCUGCUUUUUGGGCUGGAGCUGGUGUCACAGGGCCACCAAAUGGCACCAAUGAUGACAACAUGUCCAUGCUCAGUGGGAGAUCAUCCGUCAUCUCCUCAGUUUCACAGCCAAGAAGUACAAAAACCUCUCUGUCUGUUGUGCCCCCGGUACCUCCAAUCCUUCCAGUUCCAACAGUACAAGGGCCUGGAGGUGAACCAAUGGUCAAUCUUGCUAGCAUCCAGAACUGGAUCGCUAAUGUUGUCUCUGAAACAAUCAAACAAAAGCAAAGUGAAAUGAGCCUGCCUCCUCCAUCCAGGGCUGGGUCUGAACUCAGCUUUGGCGGGGGACCAAGUUUGCUUUCAGGUCGUGGUGCAGAAGAUGAUAAAGCAUCCAUGCUGAGCGGAGCUUCCUACUCCAGCACUUUGUCCAAGGAUCGAGGCAGAGUGGCAUCUGUUCUUUCAGCUGGGGGGUCGAGCAGUUUCUCGGGUCUCAGUGAUCGAGGCUCAGCCCUGGGCUCUGACUUUGGAUCUAGUCUGGGACCAAAGAAAAAUAAGAUCACCACCACCAGUGUCCCUCUCUUCAGCCUUUUUCAAGACCAGGUCAACCUGGGAAAACUGGAUGCCAUGGACAAGGAAAUCAAAUCUGAAAUGAGGGGCAAGAUGGCUACCUAUGAAAAGAAGAAGAUCCUGGAAGACAACAAACGCAGUACCCUGUACAAGAAAAAGAAGCCAAAGGAGGAUGAAGAGGAGGAGGAGGAGGAAAGGAAGAAAAAAGAAGAGUUUCUAGAAGAAUCAAAGAAAAAGGAGAAAACAAAGAGGAGUUAUGGCUUAUCAGGGUGCCUUAAUCUUAACCCAUCUCUGGAGAAAGACAAGGACACCAGCAUUGAUGACUGGCUAAAAAGUGUCAGACCUCCUCAAAAGAAACUGUCCUCUGGUGCUGAAGAUGAUCCGUCUCAAGAUCCGUAUGAUGAGCUUGAUGCCUCAGCUUCAGAGUUUGACUUCUCAAGCCGCAGAGGCUCUUUUGCUGUUGAAGAUGAAGAUGAGGACAUGUGUGGCAUUGCAUCCUCAUAUCGAACAAGAUUAUGUGACAGAACAACAAACAAAGAUACGGAAUAUUCCUGUAAUGGAUUUGUUCAAUCCCCCAGCUUUAUCAGAGCAGAAAGAUCACAUGGAGCAUACAAUAAGACCAAUGCAGAUGUUGGCAAUGAAGAGGAAGAUGAUAUUGCAGCCUUCCUCACUCAAACCAGGCAGAGGAUCAGGGCUCGGGCUAUGGCUGAGGCUGAGGAUGAUGAGGUGCUCACUGCAUGGAGGGCUCAGCAAGAAGCUAAAUCUCAACAAAAAAGGGACACUUAACACUUUUGCUGGAUUAAAUACAAACCUUUAGGCCCCUCUCGCGCAUUACAUAAAAUAUUAAUCAGAACGUGGAUGGUCUUUUCAGGGUUCUUAAUGUUAGACUCAUGCCUUGGCGACAACCAUGAUUGUGAUAAGGUGAUGGAGACAACCUAGAACAAACGUGAUGAUAUGGUGACAUGUGGUCUUCUAGCGCAAAGCUACAUUCUAAUGGAGUCCAAGAAUAUGCUAGGCAGGGUGGGCACACAGAGCUUGAUGAGAACAAAUUUGCGAUCUACCCAUUCACGUUCUGAUAGGUUGAGUAGGUCAUUAAGAGCGUAUUGGCAUCUUCAUCCUGUGUGAUGGGGGUUUUAGUGUUUCUCUUAUGAACAAAAACCUCUCCAAGCUAACAUGGAUGUUUUGCUAAAUUACUUUUUCCUGCAGUGUUUGCACCUUUUAUCCACAGCCAUUUUGAUUAUUAAAAACAUUUUAAUGCCACUCUUUAUAAAGUGAUGAAUGAAGAAACUUAUUCGAAUAAAUUCAGUCGUCACAGUA
Messenger RNA from Austrofundulus limnaeus, 3840 nucleotides. It is a transcript of the gene styxl2, whose product is annotated as dual specificity phosphatase 27. Gene Ontology annotation, cellular component: cytoplasm. The record is from RefSeq and is a predicted model, not a curated record. NCBI's taxonomy places the organism in Eukaryota, Metazoa, Chordata, Actinopteri, Cyprinodontiformes, Rivulidae. Gene Ontology annotation, biological process: protein dephosphorylation; negative regulation of MAPK cascade. Gene Ontology annotation, molecular function: MAP kinase phosphatase activity; protein tyrosine/serine/threonine phosphatase activity.